UCUUUAGUUUAUAAAAAAGAUCCAUUACCCCAUCAGUAAUUGACUAGCUCUUCACGUUUUUUUAGUAUAAAUUGGGCCAUAUGCGGCAAACCAGUUGCUUAGUCGGAAAAAAUAUCAGAUAAUAAUGUUAUACGAGAAUUUUGAUCCAUUAUUCCCGGAGCAGCCGGUGGUCGACCGGUAUCUCCCGGUUUGGGCGAGCCUUCCAGCGUUCGGGUCGAAGCCAGCGUUCAUCUGGACCGAAGAUGGCACCGUUGAGGCCAUAAAUGAAGGCUCAUUUCUGACAUACCGGCAACUUCACGAUACCGUUCAGUUGAUCACCGAACAGUUGCUCCGGCAGUUGCGGCGGCGGGAUACGGUGGUUGUAUUGUGCUCGGCGGGGCUGGACUUUGUCCAGCUAAUAUAUGGUUGUCAAAGAGCUGGGCUAGUGAGUGUCCCCAUCAGCCCCCCCGACGUUUUUUCUGAGAAUGAAAAUUGUCACCAUCUUGGUAGAGCUCUAUCCCAGACUAAGCCCCGUGCCGCCAUAGCUCACCAAUCUUACAUCACUACCGUUUUUCGGUACAUCUCCUCAUCUCCGGCCGACGAGAAGUUGGCUUUGUUAUUGAAGAGCGUGCAAUGGAUUUCAAUGGAGAGUUUAAAAGAACCCCACAAAGAAUCAGAGCUCAAUCAACACAAACACCAUUCCUUUUCUCAUCAUUCUUCCUCGUACUCCGGAUGUAAUCCAGACGAUCCUUAUUUAAUCCAAUACACAUCCGGCGCCACCGCAAUUUCCAAGCCAGUGGUGAUUACCGCCGGCGCCGCGGCCCACAACGUCCGUGCGGCAAGAAAAGCCUACGACUUAAACCCAAACGACGUCAUCGUUUCAUGGCUCCCACAGUUCCACGACUGUGGCCUUAUGUUCCUUCUCUUAACCGUCAUCACAGGGGCCACGUGUGUACUAACCUCACCCAUAUCAUUCGUCACCCAACCAAUCACGUGGCUCCACCUCAUCACAGCUUUCAAAGCCACGUGCACUCCCGUGCCGUCUUUCACUCUCCCACUCGUACUCAAGCGGGUGGGUAAUUAUUCAAGUGGGCGGGCGGGUAAUUUGGAUUUGCGGAGCUUGAGGAAUUUGAUUUUGAUCAAUGAACCGAUUUACCGGUCUACGGUGGAGGAGUUUGUGGAUGUGUUUAAGGCGGUUGGGUUGGACCCGGGUUGUGUUUCUCCGUCGUAUGGGUUGGCGGAGAAUUGUACUUUUGUUUCGACGGCGUGGUGUGGCGGUGGUGGGUUUCCGGCGAUGCCAAGUUAUCGGAAGUUGUUGCCAAGUGGGAGGUUGAGGGAUGGGAUGUGUAAGGAGAUUGAGGUGGUGGUUGUUAAUGAAGAAACUGGGGAGGUGGUUGAGGAUGGCGUUGAAGGAGAAAUUUGGAUCUCCUCGCCCAGCAAUGCCUUAGGUUAUCUUGGCCAUCCAUCUCUAACCGAAGAGACAUUCCACCGUAAACUCAAGAACAAAGCAAGCCUUAAUUUCGUCCGCACCGGCGACAGAGGAGUAAUUAAAGGUUCCGACAGGUUCCUCUUCGUCAUCGGCCGGUGUUCGGACGUAAUCAAAUUCAACGACAACAACCAACAAAUCCAUCCGCAUUACAUCGAAUCCACAUCUUACAAAAAUUUCUCCGCCUAUCUUCGAGGCGGCUGCAUCGCCGCCGUCAAGAUAUCAUCGGGGACAGUCGCCUUAGUUGCCGAGAUGCAGAGAGACGACAGAAACGACGCCGAAUUGCUGAGAAAAAUAUGCGAAGAAAUCAGAAAAGCGGUGUUGAUUGAAGAGGGAAUUGAAUUGGGGGUUGUGGUUUUGGUGAAGAGGGGAAAUGUGUCCAAAACGACGUCGGGAAAAGUAAAGAGAUGGGUGGUGAAGGAGAAGCUCGGCGGCGGGGGAUUGGAGGUUUUGAUGGCCGUCGAAUUUGGAAAAGACUGUGAGGGUUUAAAGGAUUUAGAAAGAAAAGGAGAGUUUGGAACUCGUCCUGUUCUGCUCUCCAUGCUUUAAUUUGAGUGUUAUAUAUAUGUGGGUGAAUUUAGAAAAUGUUGGCGACACCCACUUUAAAUUUUACACCUUUAGCUUAAAUGCAUAAUACACCAAUGUAAGAUCAGAUUGCAAAAUUACUUAGUUGUAAUUUUCGUAAUCACUACUUUACGUUUGAAUUUAAAAA
This is a messenger RNA of Cucumis melo (muskmelon), 2177 nucleotides long. RefSeq lists its product as uncharacterized. The coding region runs from base 125 to 2014 and encodes 629 amino acids. The transcript has 3 exons. The record is from RefSeq and is a predicted model, not a curated record. Lineage: Eukaryota; Viridiplantae; Streptophyta; Magnoliopsida; Cucurbitales; Cucurbitaceae.